UUUUUGCUCAGUUUGCCGAUAAAGACACAGCCACAUGGACAUGCACAGGCUGAUCUACGAGGUGAAGCAGCGGCCCGCUCUCUGGGACUCCACGCAUCCGGACCACGCCAACCGUCCGGAGACACAGCGCCUCUGGCACGCAGUGGCGGAGGCAGUUGGACUCGGUGUCGAUGUGUGUCGCGGCAAAUGGAAAAAUCUGCGAUGCAGUUAUCGCCGCCAAAACAGGCGAAGUGGUCUCCAGAAGCACCAACAACAACAGUCACCAUCGCCGGGUCACCAGUGGUCAUAUGCGGAGGCCAUGAGUUUUCUCGAUGGUCAGCGAUUGCUGCGGGAGGACAGGGAUAGUAGCAACAACGAGGAGGAGGAGCUGGAGAUUUCAUUGAAGGAAGAUCCGGAUACGGACACCAUGAUGUCGACCCUUAAGAGCGAACAGGAACGCUCCUCGUCGGGUCCCGAUGAAAUGGAGGCGGAUAAUGAUGCUCUCAUGCGGGAAUUCCAGAAUGUUGCCACUCCGCAGGCCUUGCGACGACUCUCCGAGAGUAUUUCAUUGGCCAGCGCAGCGGCUGAGGAGCAAGUGCCUCCAACAGCUGCCGCCUCGACGGGGAUGAAAUUUGCAACCGGAAGAUCCAUAAAUCCGAAUUUAACCCAAGGAAGUGCCAUGGCAGCCGCGGCAGCCAGCAGUUGCCAUUGUGCCAAGCGGGUGGAUGAACAGGUUAACUUUCUGGAGAACUUGGAACGCGAGGAGCAACAGCUGAUGCAGUCAACCAGCCAGGAUUUGGCCAGGUGCAAGAGUGUCCUCCAUGUGGGCGACUCGGAUUACAAUUACCUGAUCAGCUUUUUGCCGCUGAUGAAGCAAAUGACGCCCAUUCAGAAUGUGUUCUUUAGGGCCAAAAUGGGGGAACUCCUGCUGCAGACCAUGCAACAGCCGCCGGUGCAGCAGCAAUCGCAACAACUGGUGUUGCAGCAGCAACAGCAACAGCAGCAGCAACAACAGCAGCAGCAGCCCUCGCAAAUGUUGUUGAACCAACAACAAAUGGCCUUGGAUCAGGCGCAAGUGAGCACCAGCUCAACAAAUUGGAACUAAAUCGAGGAUUGGAACUGAACAAACGAGAUAUAUACAUACCCUAUAAAACAUUUAGUAUAAAGCUAAAGCUAAAAGUGAGAGCGAGAGCUCCACAGUGCGCAGGUCCAGUGCACCGUGGCCGCUCCGAGAUUAUUUUGGACUUUAUCAUUGCAUAUGAAUAAAUAUAAUUAAACUGAA
Messenger RNA from Drosophila elegans, 1261 nucleotides. RefSeq names its product ras-interacting protein RIP3. NCBI's taxonomy places the organism in Eukaryota, Metazoa, Arthropoda, Insecta, Diptera, Drosophilidae. The coding region runs from base 35 to 1084 and encodes 349 amino acids. The transcript has 2 exons. The record is from RefSeq and is a predicted model, not a curated record. Gene Ontology annotation, cellular component: transcription regulator complex; nucleus. Gene Ontology annotation, molecular function: DNA binding. Gene Ontology annotation, biological process: regulation of transcription by RNA polymerase II.